AUGAUGGAAAAAAGGCAGCCGGACCUUUGUCGUGUAGAGGCAGAGUCUGGUCGUGAAAAGUCUGAGGACUCCUCCAUCAUCACCAGAUGCGAGGAAGAGGAGGAGGACGCGAGGAUGAGGAGAAGGAGGAGGAGGAAGAAUGAGGAUGAGGAGAAAGAAGGGGGAGGGCUCUCCGCGGGGGCCGAAGAGACUGAUGACGCGCCCUUGCAGAACUCGACGAACGGGACCGUCAUCGUCAUCAACGGCGUUGCCAAGGAAACCGCCUCUCGCGACGCCCUUGACCUGAAAAGGGAAGUGCCGGUGAUCGAGCUCUCCAGGAGGGACGCUAUAAAAGCGCUGGAGCGCAGGGCGGAGAGCCAUUUGGUGCCCAUCACGGAGCUACGCAGACCUCCUCUUCCUCCUCCUCCUCUUCCUCCUCCACUGCCGCACACCCAACGAGACGACGCUCGAAUGGUCCAGCUGAGCCCUAACGCGUUUCCUGUCCCGGCCCGGGCCAUGCUCUACAACCUGGCGCAGCCUCUCGCCGCCAUCAACAGUCUUGGAGGGGAUUCUGAGCAGUACAGCAUGUACCCCAGCAACAGGGUAAAACGCCGCCCGGCGCCUUAUGAGGUUGAACUCGACGAGGCCGGCCAGCCGAAGAUUGUCCGACGCAUCUUCACCAACAGCCGCGAGCGUUGGCGGCAGCAGAACGUGAACGGGGCCUUCGCAGAGCUGCGUAAACUCAUCCCCACUCACCCCCCGGACAAAAAACUGAGCAAGAAUGAGAUCCUGCGUCUGGCAAUGAAGUAUAUCAGCUUCCUGUCCAACCUCCUGGAGGACCAGGACGGGGGGCGAAACGUUGGCGCCGCAACCGAGGGGGACACGGGGAUCCUGGUCGGGGCCCAAGAGGGGGGCCCCCAGCUGGGGCCACGUCAGGACACGGUGGUAGCCUUGGCCAGGGAUGACCUGCUGGAAACGAUGUCGCCCGGCUCAAGUUGCGGAAGCUUGCCCGAUGGUGACGCCGAGGGCAGCCCGGAGAGCUUCACGGAGGACCAGGACUCGCCUCCGGCUCCGAGGACUAUCGCGGCUUCACGCGGCCCUCCCCUCCACCUCAGGCGCAAUGGACGCCCGCUGGACGGCUCUGGCCGACGAUGA
Nerophis lumbriciformis (worm pipefish) is the source of this 1134-nucleotide messenger RNA. Lineage: Eukaryota; Metazoa; Chordata; Actinopteri; Syngnathiformes; Syngnathidae. The record is from RefSeq and is a predicted model, not a curated record.